AUGGAGCUAUUGGCUGGCCCCCCAGUGGCAGAUUUGUACGAUCUGUACGAUGACCCUUGCUUUAAUUCCCCCGAUAUGAGCUUUUUCGAAGAUCUGGACCCCCGGCUCGUGCAUGUUACGCUGCUGAAGCCCGAGGAUGGCCCGCACCCCGAGGAGGAGCAUGUGCGGGCCCCCAGUGGGCACCACCAGGCGGGCAGAUGUCUCCUCUGGGCAUGUAAAGCCUGCAAGAGGAAGACCACCAACGCCGACCGCAGGAAAGCGGCCACAAUGCGGGAGAGGAGACGACUCGGCAAAGUCAACGAUGCAUUCGAGACCCUCAAAAGAUGCACCAGCGCCAACCCCAACCAGAGGCUUCCCAAGGUGGAGAUCCUGCGCAAUGCCAUCAGAUACAUCGAGAGCCUGCAGAGCCUGCUACGGGAGCAAGAAGAACCCUACUACCCCCAGCUGGACUCCUACAGCGGGGACUCGGAUGCCUCCAGCCCCAGAUCAAACUGCUCCGAUGGCAUGGUAGACUACAGAGGACGUUCCCAGUGUGCCAGCAGGAGGAGGAACAGCUAUGAUAGCAACUACUAUUCUGACAGCACCAACGACACCAGACCCGGGAAGAAUUCGGUGGUCUCCAGCUUGGAUUGCCUGUCCAGCAUUGUGGAGAGAAUUACGACAGAAAACGCAGCUUGUGGCAUGCUGCCAUCUGUGGAAAGUGAAGGCAGUUCCUGCUCGCCCCUGCAGGGGGAGGCACUGAGCAAUGACAGGAGCAAUGGUGUCCCUUCUCCUAGUGGCUGCACACAGAUCCCCCAAGACAGCAGCAGCUCCAUCUACCAGGUCUUAUAA
Molecule: messenger RNA, 831 nt
Organism: Nanorana parkeri
Lineage: Eukaryota; Metazoa; Chordata; Amphibia; Anura; Dicroglossidae
Product: myoblast determination protein 1 homolog A-like
Exons: 3
Coding region: 1-831 (276 amino acids)
Biological process (GO): positive regulation of myoblast differentiation; regulation of transcription by RNA polymerase II; muscle organ development
Molecular function (GO): protein dimerization activity; RNA polymerase II cis-regulatory region sequence-specific DNA binding; DNA-binding transcription factor activity, RNA polymerase II-specific
Source: RefSeq, a predicted model, not a curated record